AUGGACGUCGGGUUCUCAACUACCGGGCCGCUUUGUCUCGUGAUCUGCCCGUGGCUGGCGUUCGACCACCUGCUCCCGUACCUGGAGCUCGCGGAGCGCCUGGCGUCGCGCGGCCACCGCGUGGCUUUCGUCUCCACGUCACGCCACCUCGCUCGCCUCCCGCCGCCCGCGUCGCCGUGCAACGUUGACCUCGUCGCGCUGCCGCUGCGGCGCGUCGACGGCCUCCCCAAGGGCGCCGACUCCACCAGCGACGUCUCCGACGAGAAGCGGGAGCUCCACUGA
Molecule: messenger RNA, 282 nt
Organism: Triticum aestivum (bread wheat)
Lineage: Eukaryota; Viridiplantae; Streptophyta; Magnoliopsida; Poales; Poaceae
Product: UDP-glycosyltransferase 91B1-like
Exons: 1
Coding region: 1-282 (93 amino acids)
Source: RefSeq, a predicted model, not a curated record